AUGAUCAGCAGCGGUGUCCAGGGGAGUCGAAAGUUGUUCUGGAAAAAUGUGCGACUGGAAUGUGAACGUUUCUGUGAAGAGCAUUUGAAGUUAAAUCAAUGGGAGCUGCUUGCUGCUAUGCAAGCCCUUUUAAUUUAUAUUCUCAGAAGGUUGGAUGAAGGCGAGACAGAUCACAAUAACUUUGAUUCUCUACUUCUGACAACAGUGACCGUCAUAGCAAAACAACUAACCCGCAGCGACAUUACAUGCAACACGCAGCCUGCGCUAUGCAAUUACGAUCUCGAAAAAGGCUGGAAAGAUUGGAUUUUCGAGGAAUCAAAACGAAGACUCUGCGUGGUCUAUCAGGCAGUGAAUAUGCUAGUCUAUUUCGAGCCAGCGGCGCUGUGCAAUCUGCAAACGGACCUCAUUCUGGCACCACUACCGGCGACGAAACAACUAUGGGAAGCAGUUGAUGAGUUUGCAUGGAAGACGGAAAGUGAGAGGGGACCUGGGGCUCAGACUUCCUUUGGAUUGGCUGCAAACGGUGACCUUGUCAAACUAGAUGAGGGCCAGCUAUAUUGUAGUGAUGCGGCGCUGCUCCAUAACUCCCUGAAUUCUGGGGCUCUAAGGAGCACUGCAAAUUGGGGGGAAUGGUGCUCGGGAAUGGAUGGGUUUGGCGGGCUUGUCAUGCUUGCGGCUUCUUUGAUAGGGUAG
Aspergillus tanneri is the source of this 693-nucleotide messenger RNA. RefSeq lists its product as uncharacterized. Lineage: Eukaryota; Fungi; Ascomycota; Eurotiomycetes; Eurotiales; Aspergillaceae. The record is from RefSeq and is a predicted model, not a curated record. Bases 1 to 693 code for a protein of 230 amino acids. The transcript is spliced from 4 exons.